This is a messenger RNA of Rotaria sp. Silwood1, 978 nucleotides long. The record is from the annotation of a GenBank genome assembly. Lineage: Eukaryota; Metazoa; Rotifera; Eurotatoria; Philodinida; Philodinidae.
AUGAAAUUUUUAGCCACCAGUACAACUGCGACCACAACGACGACAACAACCACAACAACAACUACUACAACAACCACAACAACAACUACUACAACAACUACAACAACAACUACUACAACAACCACAACGACCACUACAGCCUGUGACAUAUGUACUACUAAUUAUUCUUGGAAUCGAACAGGCAUAAUUGUGGCCGAUACUAGUUCUAAUCCAAUUUCGGAUCCAAGAUGUGUUUAUUUUCAAGGAAGCGAUACAAUUUAUCUUUGUGGUCACCAGGUUGGAUAUAUUGAAAAAUGGGUCGUAAAUGCAGCUAGUCGAACUGUAGUAACCAGCAAUACUGUAGAUCAUACUGAUUAUGUUAGUUUUGACAAAUAUGGAACUAUGUAUAGCAACAAUCAUGCAAGUGAUUUUGUGCAAAGUUUUGUGUCCAAUUCUUUAAGCGGAACUAUCAUUGCUGGAAGUGGUUCAUCUAUAAGUGGUUCUCUCAAUCAUCCAACAGGUACUGCUGUCAACGAGAAUCUCACGCUUUACAUCGCUGAUCGAGACAAUGAUCGAAUAGUAAAACUCGAUAAGAAUGCAACUAGCAUUGUUACUGUAAUUAAUACCAAUGGCGUCAUUUCGAAACCUUCUGCACUUUUACUUAAGUCCUCCUCAUCGGAUCAAAUAUAUAUUAGCGACGAAGGUGGUCAAGGUGUAUAUUUGUGGACAUUUGGUGCAACGAAUCCGAAUAAAACGCUGACUAGUGUCAAUUGUAAUAGCACUCUUGAUAAACCAAGAGGGAUCAAAUUGGACACGGAUGGUAAUUUGUACGUUGCUGAUCAAGACAACAAGCGUGUAGUCAUGUUUUGCGUCAACUCAACCGAAGGCAAUGUUAUAUUAAGUUUUAAUGACAAACCAAUGGACAUUGCUUUAGAUCCUAGUCGGAAUCUAUAUGUAUUAUUGGAUAAUGGCAUAUUAUACAAACAUCAAUUACUAUAA